ACCGCAGUUUUACUUCUCUUCCCUUCUCUCCGGCCAAGAUAACCGCCCAUAAACAAUGCUCCGGCUAAGCAACGCCGCUGUAAUAACAACCAAUGCAAUCCUCGCAUUGAUCGGCCUCGCAACUCUAUCUUUCUCCAUCUACGUCUUCGUUCACGGUCCAUCACAGUGUCAACGCUUCGUUCAAAACCCUCUCAUCGUGACAGCGACUCUCCUUUUCUUCAUCUCCACCUUAGGCCUUAUCGCUGCACUCUACGGUAGCCACAUCAUCAUCACUCUCUACCUUUUUUUCCUCUUCCUCUCCAUCCUUCUUCUCCUUGCCCUCUCUAUCUUCAUCUUCCUUGUCACGAAUCCCACCGCCGGAAAAGCGUUUUCCGGCAAAGGAAUAGGUCAUGCCAAGACCGGAGAUCUCCAGAACUGGAUCGGGAACCAUUUCCUUCGAGGGAAGAACUGGGAAGGGAUCACCAAAUGUUUGUCUGAUUCUAGGGUUUGUAAGAGGUUUGGUCCACAAGACGUUGACUUCGACUCCAAACAUCUCUCGAACGUGAAGUUUGGUUGUUGUCGACCUCCCGUAGAAUGUGGGUUCGAAUCAAAAAAUGCCACGUUCUGGACACUUCCGGAGACAUCAACUGCAGCGAUGGUAGGGGAUUGUAAAGCAUGGAGUAACACUCAGAGCCAGUUAUGUUACGCGUGCGAGUCGUGUAAGAUUGGAGUUUUGAAAGGGAUAAGAAAAAGAUGGAGAAUUCUUCUCUUGUUUAAUCUUCUUCUCAUACUUCUCGUCGUGUUUCUUUACUCAUGUGGCUGCUGUGUCAGAAAUAACAAUCGUGUUCCAUGGAAGCGCCGGUUCCUCUAAAACUCCUUCCACCUUUUUUCCUAAUUAUUUUAUUAUUUCUUCUAUUUUUAUUUUGAAUAUUAGUUAGUUGGUGUGAUGUUUCUCUUCUAGUGAAAUAUAAUUGUCUUUGUUAUGAAUAUUGGUUUGAGAAAAAUGGAUUUUGGCUAUGUUGUUUGACAAAAAAAAAAAAGGCUAUGUUAUUGUGUGAAUGUCAAUGGCAGGAACCUUCAUAAUAUGUGAGCAUUGCAUAAUAGACAGACUAUUCCAAUGUAUUCUGAUUAAUAAUUCACGUUUGCUCACUCAUUUGAGUUUGGAUAAAAAUAAAUAGAAAAAAGAGUUACACAUGUAUGUGAAUUAAUUAAC
Messenger RNA from Camelina sativa (false flax), 1192 nucleotides. RefSeq names its product tetraspanin-12-like. The record is from RefSeq and is a predicted model, not a curated record. Gene Ontology annotation, biological process: auxin-activated signaling pathway. Lineage: Eukaryota; Viridiplantae; Streptophyta; Magnoliopsida; Brassicales; Brassicaceae. Gene Ontology annotation, cellular component: membrane.